Trypanosoma cruzi is the source of this 1908-nucleotide messenger RNA. RefSeq lists its product as uncharacterized. The transcript has a single exon. Gene Ontology annotation, cellular component: cilium. The record is from RefSeq and is a predicted model, not a curated record. Gene Ontology annotation, biological process: cilium movement; outer dynein arm assembly. NCBI's taxonomy places the organism in Eukaryota, Euglenozoa, Kinetoplastea, Trypanosomatida, Trypanosomatidae. The coding region runs from base 1 to 1908 and encodes 635 amino acids.
AUGUUCGACGGUGACCCGCUUGUCCAGAAGAAGAAGCAGUCGGUGAUUGAUGUGGGGCAGCGAACGCAGCUCGACCUUGUGAAUGGUGAAAUUCGCCGUAACAAGGAGACGCUGACAAACCUGCGCCUGGAGAACACGAAGCUUCAGGUCGCCAUGCGGCAGGCAGUGCGCGGCCAGCACCAGGGGAAGGACGAAGACUACUUCCGUAGGGAGGAGGAACAGCUGCAAAACAAGUUGUACCUUUUGAAGCGUAGCCUGAACAGCGUGACGGGCAAGAAGGAGGAGUUGGCGCGGGAAAUUGAGCGCACGAUGGAGGAGACCAACUUUAUCAUGAAGGAGGGGGGUCCUGUCGUCGAUGAAAACUCCACCGUUGGGCAGAAGAUCCGCGCGCUGGAGAACCGUCUCGACAAGUGCCUCAUCAAACACAAUGAAGUGAACGCCAUCCGGCGCACAUAUGAAACCCUGUUAGAGCGGCUUCAGCAGGAGCAGUCCGGGUUUGACACUCAGCUCGCCGCCAUGGAGAAGACACUGCAGUGCAAGGAAAAGGACCUGGCCGACUUGAAUAGCGUGGCCGCGGACGCCACAAAGGGCCGAGACGCGGCAAAGGCGGAGUUGCAGCGGCUCAAGAGUCAAAUCACAAAAGAACGACGGGUGCAGAAGAAGGAUAUUGCGGAAAGGCGCGUGUUUGUGAUGUCAAAGCGAGAGCAGCUGCAGAAACGCGCGCAGACGCUGAGGGAUAAGAUUGAGAAGGGUGAGGAACGUCGUCUUCGCGCGCGUUUGGCUAUUAGUAACUCCCAAAAGAAGAGGCUCCGCGUGAAUGCGCAGAAAAAACUUCAGCCGGAGGAAGUAGAGCAGCAGAAGAGGCAGCGGGAACUGUACAACCGCCUGAAGGAGAUCACAAUGAGCAACAACAUCACUGAUGUUAUUUACAAAUUACAAGAACGGCGGGACGCAAAUGCGCAGCUGCUGCUCACCGUGAAGGAGGCGGAUUCGGCCGAAGCAUCCCUGAAAGAAGAAAGAAAAAAACUUCAGGACGAGUGGGAAGAGAUUCAGCAGCAAAACGGUGGCACAACCAAGGCGUUAAUGCAGCAGCAUUCACAGAGGGGCCAUUUUGGAAUGGACGCUGAUGACAUUGGUAAGGGCGGCAGGGGUGGCUCGCCGGAAAAGGGAGGCACAUCGUUGGCACAUGUGGUUGAACAACGUGCCAUAGCGCGUCGCCGUGUGCUGGAAGAGUUCGAUGACCACCUCUCCAAUCGCCAGAACGAACUGGAGGAAGCGCAAAGACUGCAAGAUUCCCUCGGGAAGAUGCUGCUGGACGUCGACGCCGGGGUGCAUCAUCUUGCCGAAAAGAUUGCAUGUGGUGAAACACUCGGGAGCAUAACGGGAGCGGCAUCGACAGCGCGGCCGUCACUUGACACCACUGUGUCGCCUCGGUCAAAUUCAUGCGUCGGUCGUGGCGAGGCCAUAGUGAAUCUGCUGCGCUCGUGCGGGUUGAAACUGCAGCGUAUGCUAGAUGCCAUGCGGGAGAGCGAACUGGAGACGACUGCGAAGCUUGUGGCCCGUUGGCAUGGGUCAUUGCCACAGUCAAACAUUCGCGUGCCACUCGAACGCACUGCCAGUCCUGACGAAAAACAAGCCCAUGACGACAUGGAGGACCCGGGCGGUGCGGGAUUUUUCUUGGGGAGCACGGAGAAGGGGCGUUCUGUUUCGGAUGAAGGAGAACCCGUGAUUGGCAGCCACAAGUGGCUUGGUGCGGCGGUAGGCCGCGGUGCCAUUGCCGACGACUUCCCGGAGAAUGAAAUCCAUGACAGAAAUGAACUGAAGAUGAUGUCCAUCACGACGGUGGAGCGGGAACGCAAGAAGGCGAAAAAGCAAAUGCAGCAACGUUCCAAGGAGGAAAAGCCAUAA